AACGUAAUGUAAACAAAGGAUCCACCUUAAGAUACAACUCUCCUUUUAUGACCUUUCAGCCUACACUAGUGCAAACACCCUUUGGCCAGUAUUAUAUCUUAGGAUAAUAUAUUGAGAUAAAUAAAUUGGAACAAUUAAGCCGGGAAAAAAAUCCACUGUCAUCAAUGUAAGUUCGUGUCGGUUUAUGUAGCUUUUCAAAUGAGUACCUGUAAAGAGGGAGAGAACAGGGAGCCCCCAGCAAAGCUCUGUAACACGAUCGACGCUUCAAGACCACCAGCAUCACAUGGCAGAUGGAAAUUUCCACUCAGUUUUCUUGCUUGUUAAACGGGAAGGGUCUCCCACUCCUGUUUCCACACUGGUCUGCCUCCUCCCCCCACAUGCUGCAGUUGUCCGCUACGCUUAAACAUUAGGUAACAAGGUCUAGCAGAGAUUGAGGAAGAAACGCAUCAUCGCCUUGUAAACAAGCCCUGAAAUCCUGACAGCUGAAUUUUGCUGCCUCUUGUCCUGCUUUGCACCACUAUGCCAGGAUUCAUGGAUCGUAUGGAGCUAAAGAAAGUCUCCACAGAGGCUGAUGAUGACAGCACCAACAGCCUGGAUGACUGCUACACAGAGCCCAUUGACUCUGAGAAGGCUACCAUCAGCAGCCAAUUUAUAGAUGAUAAUGAGGAUGGAGAAAGCCAGAAGUUCCUGACAAAUGGGAUGAUGAAGAAGAAGAAGUAUGAGGAAUACAAUGAAGAAUAUCACCCAGGUCACACAUCCUUUGGCAUGUCUGUCUUUAACUUGAGCAACGCCAUCAUGGGUAGUGGCAUUCUGGGCUUGUCCUUUGCAAUGGCAAAUACUGGCAUUGUUCUAUUUACAGCCCUCCUCAUCGCUGUGGCCAUCUUCUCCUUGUAUUCUGUACAUCUCCUGCUUGUGACAGCAAAAGAAGGAGGGUCCCUUAUUUAUGAAAAGCUGGGAGAGAGAGCAUUUGGUUGGCCUGGAAAAAUAGCAGCAUUUGGAUCAAUAAUUAUGCAGAAUAUUGGAGCCAUGUCCAGCUACCUCUUUAUUGUGAAGUACGAGUUGCCUGAAGUGAUCCGAGCCUUCUUGGGUUUACAAGAAAACUCUAGUGAAUGGUACCUGGAUGGAAACUACCUGGUGGUGUUUGUGUCGAUAGGAAUCAUUCUGCCUUUGUCUCUCCUUAAAAAUCUAGGCUACCUGGGUUACACUAGUAGUUUUUCUCUUUCCUGCAUGGUAUUCUUUCUGGGAGUGGUGAUCUACAAGAAAACGCAGCUGCCCUGCCCUCUUCCAUUCUUUUACCACCACUCAAACCUCAGCAUGAAUGCCUCAGAUAUGCCUGGGUUAUAUUCUAUACAAAACCAGUCGGCACAAAUGGAUUUCUCCCAAGAUGACAUUUCCUCAGCGGUUUUGGGCAGCCAUGACACUCAUCAUUCUACAGGCGUCCACUUUGAAUCUCAUCCUGAUGAUGAGGAGAUGUGCACACCCAAAUACUUUGUCUUCAACUCACAGACAGCGUACACUAUACCCAUCCUGGCCUUUGCCUUUGUCUGCCAUCCUGAAAUCCUGCCUAUCUACAGUGAGCUGAAAGAUCGCAGCAGAAAAAAAAUGCAGAACGUUUCCAACCUAUCCAUCUUGGCUAUGCUCGUCAUGUAUAUGCUAUCAGCGCUGUUUGGCUACCUCACCUUUUAUGAUAAUGUGGAAGCAGAGCUGCUUCACACCUUCACCAAGGUGUAUAAAUUUGACACUUUACUGCAGCUGGUCCGUUUGGCUGUUCUCACUGCUGUCACUCUGACCGUCCCCAUCUUGCUGUUCCCUAUCCGUUCCUCCAUCACAACGUUGCUAUUCAGUGAUCGAGAGUUCAGCUGGAUUCGCCACAUAGUGAUUGCCGCUGGUAUUCUGGUCUUCAACAACUUACUGGUCAUCUUCGUCCCCACCAUCAGAGACAUCUUUGGCUUCAUUGGUGCCUCUGCUGCCACCAAUCUUAUCUUUGUCUUACCUGCUGCUUUUUACAUCCGUCUGGUAAAGUCAGUGCCACUUCGCUCCCCACAGAAGAUUGGGGCAACUAUCUUCCUAGUGGUGGGAAUCAUCUUUAUGAUCGGCAGCUUGUCACUCAUCGUCCUUGACUGGGUCCACAAUUCCCCAGGCUCCAAAGACCAUCACUAAGACCCCCACCCCACCCAAGAUUCACAGUAUAAAGUGCCCAACACCAUCAUGUCUUUUCUCCCACUGUGUCAGCUCGUCAAAGGUUUGAGAUACGUGACUCCCCUUUCCUUCAAAAAACACUGAUUAUAAAACCUCAAAGUGUGUACAUAAUAUGCUGCACAGGAUUAAGAUGCAGUUUUUCCCUCAGAGAAUAUCACUGGAGGGAAACUUUCUGCCACAGUUUAUAUAUAUAUAUAUAUUUUUUUUUUUUCCUUUUCCUCCUGGAUGUGCCACAACAUAAACCCAUGGAGAGGGUAACAGACACUGGUUUAAUGUGCCACCAAGACAUGCUAAAAUAACCAUCACUGUUAUCUCCAGCUGUGAAGAGACGGAACAAACACAUUGCAGGGCAGGAAAGUUCCUCAACCCCCUGUGCACUUGAAGGAGACAUAUGGAGGCAGAGAGUCAUCGUCCAUAAAAUUUCAGCAAAUUAUGUGUGUAGAGCUAAUACACACAUGUAGAGAUGUUAAAACACAUCUACACCUGCAUUUUCAAGUAACUAGCCAUGAAAAAAUUGUGAAAUUAAUCAAGGAAUCAGCUCAUCUCAAAGCAACAGUUAAUCAAUAACUUAUUUCACUCAUAUAGAAUGUUUAUUCAAGCAACUCUGGUUACAUUUACUGUUCUGCUACAUGUUCACAAUCAGAAACUUUGCCAAAGUUUGUAUGCACACGUUAUUCUGUUCGAUCAUCUAGAGCUUCCCAGCUCCACACUCUCAAGGAUCUUCUUUGCCAGGUGUUUUCAUCCUGGGUGUGUACAUGAAGCGAGGAAAUGCUUUUAGUAUUACUGUCACAGAGGGAUUUGAAUAUGCAAGGUAUGAAUGUACAUAAUUAGGUGUAUCUACUGAAAAAAUAUGUUGUACUAUUAUCUUACUUGACCUCACACAUUUCUUUUCCAAUCACCACCAAUUGAAAUUUCUCACUAUCUAAUAUGUCAUUCAAAUUUAAUAUAGGAAAAGCUUCCUAGCCUCCUUUUAAAACAUGAUUAUGUACUAUUCAGCUUAAAAGUUUGUUUUCUUGCAUAUUCUCUUUCUUGCAGCAAGUUGGAUGAGAAUAUUGAUACCACCCUCUUGAAUGUACAGUACAUAUGAUGCUAACAUUACAGACAGCAGGCAAAUAGUUUUGCAUAAAGACUGGCAGCAUAUGAAAAGAGCUAGCUAGCCUCAUGCAAAACCAUAACUUGAUGUUUUUAACUUAAAGGUGGGGUUGGUGAUUCUAUUCAGAAGCAUUUUUGUUACAUUAUUUGAAAUUCACUUUUGAUCCUAAUGGCAAUGAAUAUAUUAAAUGCACUGACAACAUAAAGAAAAAACCUGCCCAGUAAUUCUUCUCAGUUCGAGCAAAACCAUUGAAUGGCCUACCUGCCUGUCAACCUACGUCCUAUUUGCGCACACUCUGCCCUUGCACUCAAUGCACAAGCCAAGAGUCUCCUACAUGGUGCUGCAGGCAGAUACUGUAUGUUACUGCUCUGUAUUUAUAGCUAAAGCCCAUGAGCUGUGGUAGAUAAGGUACCCACAGCAGCUUUCUGUUGUAACAGGAGACCGUAUUUGAGAAAGUUACAACUAAAAAGAAGUUGGAUG
Molecule: messenger RNA, 3772 nt
Organism: Monopterus albus (swamp eel)
Lineage: Eukaryota; Metazoa; Chordata; Actinopteri; Synbranchiformes; Synbranchidae
Gene: slc38a4
Product: solute carrier family 38 member 4
Exons: 16
Coding region: 520-2160 (546 amino acids)
Biological process (GO): amino acid transmembrane transport
Cellular component (GO): plasma membrane
Molecular function (GO): L-amino acid transmembrane transporter activity
Source: RefSeq, a predicted model, not a curated record